AAAUGGAAAGAACAUUAACCUCAAAUUUUUCAAUUCUGUGAAUUUAAAAAAGAAAAUGUUCUAUUCAUUGGGAAAAAAAUAUGUUGCUGUUUGAAAUAUUUAACUAGAAGAAGUCAAUAUUUUGACAACAAUGUAAUCGUAGUUUCAGAUAAAAUUACCCAAGUUUCUGCCUUCGCUAUUCGUCAUUAUUUCAUCAACUUUGCUAGCUUGUAAAAUCUUGAAAAUGUUCGACUAUUCGUGAAAUAGCUAGGUUUAUUCAUUGUUGAAUCGUACGUUCAUCACCUUGCUCGAUAUUUUAUUCGAAUGAUUAGUAAAGUUUUUCUGGUGAAAACAAGUGCAGAUUUUUUUUAUCGUUCGAGUACGUGAUUGCGAUUGACCAAUUCGGUUAUAUUGAAAUAAUGGCCAUUAGAUUGCUACUACUUGGUGUUUUCAUCUUUGGAUUUGGUUUUACUUCAGUUGUAUCGAUACCGGAUUCAUGUUACCUCAAACAGCAGCUGAAUUACCGUUGCACACCGUGUAAAUUUCUUUCAUUCGGACAAGAAGUAAAUUUCGGUGGAUUUCGCUCUUUCUAUUGCCCCAAUGCCCUACAAUCAAAUGGUAAAAAGAAAUACUGCUGUUAUGAUCUGUUACGUCGACCUUUUUGUUGCGAUAGGACUGUUUAUAUUGCCACUGGGUUGGUUUGGUUAGUAGUGUUUGCGGCGAUAACCUGUUCGAUUUGGAUCUUUUCUGGAUUCUUGAUGUGGUUUUACCAUAAAUUGUGGACGCUGUGUUUUAACUGAAUGUACUUAUUCGUGUUUUAUUCUUGUGUUUUGUUAUCGUAUUUUUUUAUUCGAAAAUCCGAAAUUUUAAUUUACGUAAUUUCAAACAAUCAAUGUUGAAGUAUUUUAUUAAUACAAUUUUUUGAAACUUUUUUUAAAUUUAUGUUUUUGAUAAUAAAAUGGCUGUGAA
This is a messenger RNA of Planococcus citri (citrus mealybug), 948 nucleotides long. RefSeq lists its product as uncharacterized. The transcript has 3 exons. The coding region runs from base 399 to 779 and encodes 126 amino acids. NCBI's taxonomy places the organism in Eukaryota, Metazoa, Arthropoda, Insecta, Hemiptera, Pseudococcidae. The record is from RefSeq and is a predicted model, not a curated record.